Molecule: messenger RNA, 1104 nt
Organism: Aspergillus wentii DTO 134E9
Lineage: Eukaryota; Fungi; Ascomycota; Eurotiomycetes; Eurotiales; Aspergillaceae
Exons: 4
Coding region: 1-1104 (367 amino acids)
Biological process (GO): fatty acid catabolic process; acyl-CoA metabolic process
Cellular component (GO): peroxisomal matrix
Molecular function (GO): fatty acyl-CoA hydrolase activity
Source: RefSeq, a predicted model, not a curated record
AUGUCUCACAACGUCACCCUUUUUACCCCGCCGCCGUUGGAUCCCUCCAAGGCGCGUAUCGAAAAUGUUCUAGAAUUGACCCCCGUCCUCGACAUUGGCCCGGAUGUCUUCACCAACACCCGUCCUCUCUGGCAUCCUCCCGGAGCGCGAGGCAUCUACGGCGGCGCCGCGAUCGCGCAGUCCCUCUCGGCCGCCAUGCUAACCGUCCCCGACGACUUCGCCGUCCACAGCAUGCACUGCUACUUCGUUUUGGCCGGUGACUCGGAAAUCCCCAUUCUCUAUCACGUCGAGCGGGUGCGCGAUGGUCGGAGCUUCAUUACACGGACGGUGCAGGCAAGACAGCGGGGCCGGCCCAUCUUCACCACCACGCUGAGCUUCAGCAGGGCCAACAGUGGCGGCAAGAAGAAGAUCGAGCAUGCAUCGCGGAAACCGGAGGUGUCGUUACCUAAUGACCCUUCUCCUGGUUCGACGCGGCCUUUUGAUGAUGAUAUCGCGGGGCCGUUUGAGUCGAGGAAGGCGGGUGUUGUGAAUAACUUAUCUCCUUACCCCGAGGACAAGCGACUCAGACGCUUCUUCCGCGUGCGAGGAAAGAUUUCUAAUGCCGGGGGCCACCAGGCGCAUCUUUCGGCUCUUGCUUAUAUCACAGAUAGUCAUUUCAUCGGGACGGUGUCGCGGGUCAGCAAUAUCCCGCGAUUCACCUCGACCGCAGAGCUUCAGAAGGCACUGAAUGCGCUCAAGAACCCAUCUGAUCUCGACGAUGAGGAUAUUGCGCGAGCUCUCAAGGAGCUAAAGGAGGAGGAAGCGGUUGAGCUACGCCGUCGUCUGGAGGGGGCAUUGAGCAAGGCUGCUGUUGAGGAGAAGAAGGAAGACCGCAGAGAGGUCGGCAUGAUGGUCAGUCUUGAUCAUUCUAUCCACUUUCACAACCCGUGGGCUUUCCGGGCCGAUGACUGGAUGCUCAGCGAGAUGGAGAGUCCAUGGGCUGGUGAGGGAAGAGGAUUGUCGAUUCAGAAGAUCUGGUCUAGCGAUGGGGUUUUGAUUGCCACAUGCAUGCAAGAGGGUGUUGUACGAUUAAAGCAGGACGAACCACCUCGUUCGAAGAUAUAG